AUGCCAGAGUUAAGAAGUGGAGCACGUAGAUUGAGACAACCUAACCCUCAGGUGAUUGAUCAGGCUGAAAAUAUUGAACUUCCUCCUCCGGCUGCAACAAGAAGAAGAGGUGGUGGUGGUAGAGGAAGAGGAACCGCUGCAGCAUUAGCCAAAGCCGCUGCACCUCCGAGACCAACUGGUGCUGCCGGUAGGGGUCGAGGGAUCAGGUUAAUAGAUUUAGAGGCAGAGCCUUGUGAGGUUCGUCCAGCAGUAGGUGAACCUGUUUUAAAUCAAGUUGAAGGGGUAGCUGAUAAGGAUAUAGCUAUGGAAGGUGGUAGCGGAGAGAAGAUAGUUGGUGCGGAAGAAGAUUCCAGCACAGCUCCAGUCCCUGAAAGGGUGCAAGUUGGAAAUUCUCCUGUUUAUAAGACUGAGAGGAAACUCGGUAAAGGAGGAUUUGGUCAAGUGUUUGUUGGUAGAAGGGUGAAUGGUGGCAGCGAUAGAAUUGGGGCAGACGCAAUUGAGGUGGCUCUGAAAUUUGAGCACCGAAAUAGCAAAGGGUGUAACUUUGGUCCACCUUACGAGUGGCAAGUGUACAAUACGCUCAAUGGUUGCUAUGGAGUUCCUGCGGUACAUCAUAAGGGUCGUCAAGGAGAUUUUUACAUUCUUGUCAUGGACAUGCUUGGUCCGAGCCUCUGGGAUGUUUGGAAUACUUCAGGGCAAUCGAUGUCUCCAAACAUGGUUGCAUGCAUUGCAGUUGAGUCCAUAUCUAUUCUUGAGAAACUUCAUAUGAAAGGGUUUGUCCAUGGAGAUGUGAAGCCUGAAAACUUUCUACUUGGUCAACCUGGAACAGCAGAUGAGAAAAAACUCUACCUUAUCGAUCUUGGUCUGGCAUCAAAAUGGAAAGAUUCGCACUCAGGCCAGCAUGUUGAAUAUGAUCAAAGACCUGAUGUGUUCAGAGGAACAAUAAGGUAUGCAAGUGUUCAUGCUCAUCUAGGUCGUACUGGAAGUCGGAGAGAUGAUCUAGAGUCGUUGGCUUAUACAUUGAUCUUUCUCUUGAAGGGAAGAUUGCCAUGGCAAGGUUAUCAGGGUGACAACAAGAGCUUUCUUGUUUGCAAGAAAAAGAUGUCAACUUCUCCUGAAUUGAUGUGCUGUUUUUGUCCACCUCCGUUUAAGCUAUUCCUCGAGGCAGUUGCUAAUAUGAAGUUUGACGAGGAGCCCAACUAUGCAAAGCUUAUUUCGAUUUUCGACAGUCUUAUUGAGCCAUGCGCUCUAUCUAGACCAAUUAGAAUCGAUGGUGCUCUUAAGGUUGGGCAAAAACGAGGAAGAUUGCCUCUUAGUGCGGAAGAGGAUGAACAACCAAAGAAGAAAAUCAGAAUAGGCAGUCCUGCUGCUCAGUGGAUAUCAGUCUAUAAUGCUCGCCGUCCCAUGAAACAGAGAUAUCACUACAACGUUGCAGACACAAGGCUGCACCAGCAUGUACAGAAGGGCAACGAAGAUGGCCUUCUAAUUAGCUGCGUGGCAUCAGCAGCUAAUCUCUGGGCCCUCAUAAUGGAUGCUGGCACUGGAUUCACCUCUCAAGUUUAUGAACUGUCAACGGUCUUUCUGCACAAGGACUGGAUUAUGGAACAAUGGGAAAAGAACUACUAUAUCAGUUCCAUAGCUGGUUCAGAUAACGGGAGCUCAUUAGUUGUUAUGUCAAAAGGAACUUCUUACACUCAACAAUCUUACAAAGUCAGCGACUCAUUUCCAUAUAAGUGGAUAAAUAAGAAAUGGAAAGAAGAUUUCCACGUAACCUCCAUGACAACUGCUGGUAAUCGUUGGGGUGUUGUAAUGUCAAGGAACUCUGCCUUCACUGAUCAGGUCGUGGAGCUCGACUUUCUGUAUCCAAGCGAUGGAAUACAUAGGAGGUGGGAGAAUGGGUAUAGAAUAACAUCAAUGGCAGCAACUGCGGAUCAAGCAGCUUUCAUAUUAAGCAUACCGAAACGUAAAAUAAUGGAUGAAACUCAAGAGACUCUCCGCACCACCGCCUUUCCAAGCACUCAUGUCAAGGACAAAUGGGCGAAGAAUCUGUACAUUGCAUCAAUAUGCUAUGGCAGGACAGUGUGCUGA
Molecule: messenger RNA, 2088 nt
Organism: Microthlaspi erraticum
Lineage: Eukaryota; Viridiplantae; Streptophyta; Magnoliopsida; Brassicales; Brassicaceae
Source: the annotation of a GenBank genome assembly